This is a messenger RNA of Dendronephthya gigantea, 1015 nucleotides long. Its product is annotated as putative ankyrin repeat protein RF_0381. NCBI's taxonomy places the organism in Eukaryota, Metazoa, Cnidaria, Anthozoa, Malacalcyonacea, Nephtheidae. The record is from RefSeq and is a predicted model, not a curated record. The annotation marks the transcript as partial. The transcript has a single exon. Gene Ontology annotation, molecular function: protein binding.
CAUAAAUUCGAACCAUUCUCAUCUUAGAACCACACUAGUCACUAGUUAAAGAAACUAGAUCGUAUUUUUAUCCCAGACGGUUGAUGAUAAAAGGAAAAGAGUUGAAGAGGAACUCCAAGGAAUUAAAAGACAUUCAAAACGAAGAAUACGAUGAUGUGGUAAGAAUAACAAAAUACUUCUUAAAACCAGCGUAGUGCGAAAGAAGCAAACAACCAACGCUGAAAAAUUAAAAGUCUAUUCAAUAAUUAAAUGUAAUCAUGCACCCUUUUUAGCGUAUCACCCGGUCAAAGCUAUUUUGGUGAAAGCUCCGUGUACAGUAUGAUGCGUUUCACCGCAUCAACUGGAGCCCCGGCCGAGAGUGGAGGAGCCUUUCUGAACACACACACACACCGAAUGGGUUUGCUUCUAAACUUUUAUUUUAUUGUUUUAUGUAGGUACUGAAAAGAGGCAAAAAGCAAGUAUGAAUGGAAGUAUGAAUGUCUGUGAAGAAGAAAGACUGCAAUUUUGGGACGAAAUCAGAAAGCAAGUUGAAUGUGGUGAAAACAAAGAAGAUCGGUGGAAGAAGACAAUUCUUUGGCGUGCUUUUCAGUUUAGUCCAGUAGAUCAAGAAAUUGUUAAAUAUUUAGUUGACCAUGGAGCAGACAUUUAUUCCAAGAACGAAAAUGGUGAAACAGUUCUGCGGAUGGCGACGAGAAAUGGUCUAUUUGAACUUGUUAAAUAUUUUAUUCAAUAUGGCUCUGAUAAGUCAGGCAAAACUGCGUUACAUCAUGCUGUUGAUGCUGGUGUAACAGACAUUGUCAAAUAUUUAGCUGAGCAAUGUGCUGCUGAUGUAAAUGGCAAGAAAACUAACGGGGAGACACUAUUGCACGCUGAAGGUACUAAAGGUACCUUUGAAAUGGUGAAAUAUCUUGUUGAAAAUGGCGCUGAUGUAAAUGGAAAGGAUAGUGACGGGUGGACCGUGCUGCACUAUGCUGUUACUACAGAUAGGCUAGAAAUUGUAAAAUAUCUUGUUGAA